Messenger RNA from Nicotiana tabacum (common tobacco), 1205 nucleotides. RefSeq lists its product as uncharacterized. Lineage: Eukaryota; Viridiplantae; Streptophyta; Magnoliopsida; Solanales; Solanaceae. Gene Ontology annotation, molecular function: zinc ion binding; DNA binding. Gene Ontology annotation, cellular component: nucleus; replication fork protection complex. Gene Ontology annotation, biological process: DNA replication checkpoint signaling; DNA damage response; replication fork arrest. The record is from RefSeq and is a predicted model, not a curated record.
AAACGCUGAAAAACGUCAAAUUCUUUAAUUUCGCCUUUACCUAUUCAACCAGAAAUGAAAAAAAUCAUCACUUUAAAAACUUUCUGAAUCUCAAAGAGUGCUUUAAAACGAGAAAAUGGAAAAAUCCGGCAACGGCGGCGGCGGUGGUUCAGCGCCUACAGGUUGCUACAAGUGCGGUCGCCCAGGUCACUGGUCAAGAGAUUGCCCUUCCAAUCCAAACAGUACCGAUAAAACUAAUUCCAAUACCACGACGGCGUAUGCUUCAAAAUCUGGCGCCGAUGCCGGACCCGGAUCCGUUUCCGGUGCCGGAGCUUCUGCCUCUAAGCCGAAGAAAGUUCCUAGGUCAAUGCCUAAGCUAACUCCGGAUAUCCUUCUCUCUGAUAAAGGACUUGGCUACGUUCUCCGUCAUUUUCCCCGUGCUUUCAAAUAUCGAGGCCGCGGUCAUGAGGUUGCUGAUUUGGGAUACCUACUUGGCUUAUAUGCUGAAUGGCACUCAGGGUUACUUCCUUAUUACUCAUUUGAUCAGUUCAUACAUAAGGUGGAAAGACUUGGUGGCUCAAAGAGAGUUAAGCUAUGCAUGAAAGGACUACGAGACAGGGUUGCCGAUGGAGUGGAUCCUGCAAAACUGUAUGAGCCACAAGUUCAAGAACAAGAAACAAAUCAACAGGAACUCAAGGACUCAGAACCAACUGACUAUCCAGAAGAUACCACACAAAAUCCAAAUCCUAAAGAUUUUCAGGAAAUCAUGCUUAAUGAUGUGUGGGAGAAGGCAAUUGGGGAGCCAUCUCAACUAUCCCCUCAAAAGAUUGUUGCUGUUGAUACAUCUUCUGCAGGGAAAGAUACAGUAAAUCAGGCUCCGGAUAAUGUAGCACGAAGUUCUAUCCAGAUCUCUGAAGAACAAAGAGCUCGGAUGGAGGCUAAUAAGUUGAAGGCAUUGCAGAGAGCUGCUGCUCGAACCUCUCAUAUCAAGUCUACGUGAUGGUUUUUACAUAGAGCUCCAUAGAGGUUUCUAACUUUUUAUAUCCUUUCUUAUUGUAAAUGCUUCAGAUUACCUUCAUCUUGAACGUCCAGAGAUUUGUCGAAGUGAUUAAUCUUUUCACUCUUUCACCCAAAUUGUUGGAUGUCAUUUUCAUUAAUUGACAAUUUAAACAAACAUAGGAGAUGAUUAAGAGCUUGUUUAAUUAAUCCUUUAGCACUAAAAGUUC